Myripristis murdjan (pinecone soldierfish) is the source of this 1791-nucleotide messenger RNA. RefSeq names its product leucine-rich repeat transmembrane neuronal protein 4. The transcript has 3 exons. Gene Ontology annotation, molecular function: protein binding. The coding region runs from base 1 to 1791 and encodes 596 amino acids. The record is from RefSeq and is a predicted model, not a curated record. NCBI's taxonomy places the organism in Eukaryota, Metazoa, Chordata, Actinopteri, Holocentriformes, Holocentridae.
AUGAGGAGGAGCCGACACCGCGCAAAUAUGGGACUUCCUGUGCUUUUCAAAUGGCUUGUAUUCACAGUAUUGGUGCCUGCCUGGCUGGUUGCUGCUCCAAGCGCCAUCCGUGAACGUCCCUGCCCCCAGAGCUGUAGAUGUGAUGGGAAAAUAAUAUACUGUGAAUCCAAUGCCUUCCGUGACGUGCCAGGCAAUGUGUCUGUAGGAACGCAGGGCCUCUCCCUGCGUUACAACAGCCUGGUGAACCUCAGAGCCCGUCAGUUUUCAGGCUUGAGUCAACUGGUGUGGCUGUAUCUUGACCACAACUACAUCAAUGCGGUGGAUGGACAAGCUUUCCAUGGGAUACGGAGGCUCAAAGAACUGAUUCUCAGCUCCAACAAGAUCACACAGCUAAAAAACAACACAUUCCACGAUGUCCCAAAUUUGCGCAAUCUUGACCUGUCCUACAAUAAACUGCAGGUUCUGCAGCCAAGCCAAUUCCAGGGUCUACGGAAACUGCUCAGUCUACACUUGAGGUCAAAUUCCUUAAAAACUGUCCCGAUGCGAGUUUUUCUGGACUGUCGCAAUCUGGAAUUUCUUGAUAUUGGCUAUAACAGGCUACGGAGCCUCACACGUAAUGCCUUCGCCGGACUCCUUAAGCUCAUUGAGCUUCAUUUGGAGCACAACCAGUUUUCCAAGAUAAAUUUUGCUCACUUUCCCCGGCUGACUAACCUGAGAGCACUCUAUUUGCAGUGGAACCGUAUCAAAUCUAUAACCCAGGGCCUACCGUGGAUGUGGACAUCCUUGCAAAAGCUGGAUAUCUCAGGUAAUGAACUCCAAGUGCUGGAUGUGAGUACAUUCCAAUGCCUGCCCAAUCUGCAGACUCUCAACCUGGACUCCAACAAACUCAGCAAUAUUUCCCAGCAGACACUGGAAGCUUGGAUCUCACUCACCACCAUCAGUCUGGCUGGAAAUGUGUGGUACUGUAACCCCAGCAUAUGUCCUCUGGUGGCCUGGCUGAGGGCAUUUAAAGGUAACAAGGAGUCCACUAUGAUUUGUGCGGGCCCUAAGGAGGCACAAGGUGAGAAAGUAAAUGAUGUGGUGGAGAGUCUUAAUAUCUGUACGGCAACACCUACCCCUGUUUCCUCAACCACAUCCGCCCUCACUUCCCCAUCUCAGCCAAAGCUGCAGCCUCUUCCCACACAGUCUGUCGUGGAUAAGAAGCUGAUCUGGAACAGGACGGCCUCCCCCUCUCCCUCUGAGGUCUCCCCCACAAUCCCUUUGCCAGACACUGAGUAUGUGUCCUUCCACAAGAUCAUAGCCGGCAGCGUGGCCCUCCUUUUAUCUGUGGCUAUAAUUCUGCUGGUUAUCUACGUCUCAUGGAAGCGAUAUCCCAGCAGCAUCAAACAGCUACAGCAGCGCUCCAUGGUGAAAAAGCGCCAGAAAAAGGCGCGGGAGACUGAGCGCUCCCUCAAUUCACCACUGCAAGAGUACUAUGUGGACUACAAGCCUACACACUCAGAGACUAUGGAUGUGCUGGUUAAUGGGACAGGACCCUACACAUACACCAUCUCAGGCUCCAGAGAAUGCGAGAUACCACAGCAGCUGAGUGCUCUGACGUUGUACAGGUAUGAGCAGUCGGUGUUGGACUACUGCCAUGCCCACCUGUCACUGCACCUGAAUGUGGGCAUGGAGCCCCCCACUCAGGCCCUGGGAGGUCUGAGGCCAGCCGGGCACAACACGAGCCUUAUGGCUGCCCUCCCCUCCGAGCCUGUACUGCCUUGCUCCCAGACCCACUCCCUCCACCAGUGA